AUGGCUUCGAGCGACGGAACGCCGGGGGCGAUGCCGGCGGGAGACGGAUCGGUGCCGCCGGGGAAGGAGAUGUCGGUGGGAUCGCAGAUGGUGGAGAAGAGUGCGCAGAUGAUGCAGUCGCUGAAGCCGAUGAAGAAGAUAAGCCAGCACGUGUGCAGCUUCGCCAUCUACAGCCACGACAUAACUCGCCAGAUCCAAACUCACCACUACCUCGCCCGACUCAACCAGGACGUCCUCCAGUGCCCCGUCUACGACUCCGGCGACCCCGCCGCCCGCCUCAUCGGCGUGGAGUAUAUAAUCUCAGAUCGAGUGUUCGAAACGCUUCCGACGGAGGAGCAGAAGCUUUGGCACUCCCAUGGAUACGAGAUUAAAUCAGGGAUGUGGAUGAACCCUAGGGUACCGGAGAUGAUCGAGAAGGGGGAGGUCCAGGAGCUAGCCCGGUCGUACGGUAAGUUCUGGUGCACGUGGCAGGUGGACAGAGGCGACCGGCUGCCGAUGGGGGCGCCGGCGCUGAUGGUGUCGCCGCAGGACGUCGACGCCGGGAAAGUGAAGCCGGAGCUGAUCAAGCAGCGGGAUCAGAAAUACAACGUCUCGUCGGAAGACCUGAGGAAGGCUCGGGAAGGAUUCGGCGUGUCGGAAGCCCGAAAGUCGUACGCAGACUAUUGGGUCAAGACAGGGAAAGGAUUCGCCAUUGACGUCAAGACCACCGAGAUCAAGACCACCGCCCCCUUUCCCUGACAUCAUCACCCGUCAAUAUGACGUCACACAUUAAUAAAUAAUCAAUUUCUGUGUUCAGUUCAACCCACGUUAUACUAUUCCAUGUUAACACAUUCACUGAU
This is a messenger RNA of Andrographis paniculata, 839 nucleotides long. RefSeq names its product oil body-associated protein 2A-like. The record is from RefSeq and is a predicted model, not a curated record. Bases 1 to 738 code for a protein of 245 amino acids. The transcript is spliced from 3 exons. Lineage: Eukaryota; Viridiplantae; Streptophyta; Magnoliopsida; Lamiales; Acanthaceae.